Messenger RNA from Caenorhabditis angaria, 3159 nucleotides. The record is from the annotation of a GenBank genome assembly. Lineage: Eukaryota; Metazoa; Nematoda; Chromadorea; Rhabditida; Rhabditidae.
AUGACAGUAGUUGAAGUCACUCACCAAUCAAAUGGAAAUGGAAAUGGAAAUGGCAAUUCGGCGCCAAUUUUCUACAAACCUCCUGCAAAUUUAGACACAUUGGAAUUGAUGUUGAGAAAAUUGAUCGAGAAAAAAUACAAUAAAAAGUUUGGUGAGUUUGUGAAAUGGCCUUUCAGGCAAUUUCUGAAUUUUGUAUUUGAAAAUUGAUAUCAAAGAUUUUCCAGAAAUUUAUUUCCUGAUCUAAGGUUUCAAGAGUUUCCAAAAAAUCAGUAAAAGUUUUCAUGAAAACCCAACCCUCUUUUUUCCAGCCGACUACCGUGAAUUUCAUCGAUUUUCCUGUGACAGUUACGAUAUCUUCUGGGAAGAGCUUCUUGAAUUCGCCGAUGUGAAAUUGCACCAAAAAUAUAGUCAAGCUAUUGAUAAAACUUUGAAAAUUAAUGAACGUCCAAAAUGGUUUGCUGGAUCGACUUUGAAUUAUGCUGAAAAUGUGAUUGAACGUGGAAAUGCUGAAGAUAUUGCGGUUAUUAAUGCGGGUAGGGAUUUUUAUAGAUUUUCAGUGGAGUGUCUGAAAAACCAUAUAAAUUUUUCCAGCCAUUGAUUCCACUCUCACCAAUCACACAUUCGCUGAACUCCGCGAAGAUGUCUAUAGAAUUGCAACCUCCCUCCGAAAUUUUGGAAUCGGAAGAGGCGACACAGUUUGCGGAUAUGUUCCGAACACCUACGACACUCUUGUUGCGGUUUUCGCAUCAGCCGCAGUUGGUGCUGCUUGGUGUUCAGCAUCUGUUGAUUUUGGACCAGCUGGUGUUUUAGAUCGAUUCAGACAAGUCAAACCAAAGAUCAUGUUUACUGUCAACAAUAUUUCAUACAAAACAAAAAUCUUCUCACAAACCGAAAAAAUCAAUCAAAUUGUCGAAGGUCUUCCAAGCUUGGAGAAAAUUGUUGUUACAUCAAGUUUCAAGGAUUUCAAUAUCUCGGAAUAUCAAGAAUCACAAAAAUUCGUCUCUUUUGAAGACUUCAAGAGCAGUUUGGAAGCAUCAACACCAUUUGAAUACACACCUGUGCCAUUCAGUGACCCGUUAUUUGUGAUGUUUAGCAGUGGAACAACUGGAAUACCAAAAGCUAUGGUUCAUACUGUUGGUGGAACACUUUUGAAACAUAUUGAAGAACAUUUGAUUCAAGGAAACUCGAAGCAAAAUGAUCGAAUGUUCUUUUAUACAACUUGUGGAUGGAUGAUGUAUAAUUGGAUGAUUUCAUUUUUAUAUUCUAAAGGUUCUGUGGUUCUUUUUGAUGAAUCACCUCUUGAUCCUGAUGCGCAUAUUCUAAUUAAGGUUAGUAUCUUUUGAACUAGAACAUCAACCCCAGAAUUUUUCCAGAUCGCAGCCCUCACAAAGUGCACAAUGAUCGGAAUGGGCGCAAAAAUUUACGACGAGUAUUAUAGACUUCAUAUAGAUUUUAGUAAGUCUCCUCCCAAAGCUCCCUAUUUUUUCAAACCUCAUAAACUUUUUUGCAGAACAUCAAUACGAUUUAUCGCACAUUCAGACAGUUUAUUCAACGGGUUCACCGCUCAAAAAAGAAUGUUUCACUUAUAUUAACACUUAUAUUGCACCCGGAGCCCUGAUUGGCUCAAUUUCUGGCGGAACCGAUAUUAUUGGCUGUUUUGUUGGUGGUGUUCAUUCGUUGCCGAUUACACCGGGAGAGUGUCAAUGCUUCUUUUUGGGUAUGGAUGUGAAGUCGGUUGAUGCUAAUGGUGAGUUUGGAAUUCUGAACUUCUAACGAGCUAGGACCUACGACUGGCUCUGUCAAGGAGCCACUCCUUGAGGGUCAAUCUGUCAAGGAGCCACACCUUGAAGACCAGUCUGGCUAGGAGUCGCGCCUUGAGAGCUAUUUUGUUGCGCUUAGGGAGUUGCGCCUAGAAAGUCAGUCUUUAAAGGUGGCUUGAUGACUUGUCUGUCAAGGAAUCACGCCUUGAAGACUGGUCUGUCAAGGAGCCACGCCUUGUGAGCUAGUUAAUCAAGAAAUCACGUCUUGAAGACAGGUCUGUCAAGGACUCGCGCCUAGAAAAUCAGUCUGUCAAGGUGUCGCUUGAGAGGCAUAAUGUCUAGGACCCAUUCCUUGAGAGUCAAUCUGUCAAGGAGCCACGCCUUGAAAGCUAGUCAAUCAAGAAAUUACGCCUCGAAGACCAGUCUGGCUAGGAGUCGCGCCUAGAAAGUCAGUCUGUCAAUAAGUUGCUUGAGGGGCAUAAUGUCUAGGAGCCACUCCUUGAGAGUCAAUCUGUCAAGGAGCCACGCCUUGAGAGCUAGUUAAUCAAGAAAUCAAGGAGCCACGCAUUGAAUCUGGGUAGAAAUCACAUCUAAAAAAUAAAAAUUGAUAAAUUUCUAAUUUAAAAGCAAAGGAAUUUAAUUUUAACAACAAACAAUUUUGUGAAAAUUUCAGAUGAAGAAAUCACAAAAUCCGAUGAGCAAGGAGAAUUGGUAUGUGUAACACCGUUUCCAUCAAUGCCAUCGCAUUUCUUGAAUGACCCAGAAGGCACCAAAUAUUGGGACACUUAUUUUGCACGCUUGCCACCUUUCUGGGCGCAUGGUGAUUUUGUGAAAAUCAAUUAUGAAACUGGAGGUGUUGAGAUGUUGGGAAGAUCGGAUUCGACGUUGAAUCGAGGUGGAGUGAGAAUCGGAACUGCUGAGAUUUAUUCAGUUGUUGAGACUUUCCGUGAAAUUGCUGACUCGAUUGUGGCUGGACGAUUAGUGUAAGUUUGAGUUGACUUUCUGUGAAAUUCAGUAAAGUUUUUCAGCGAAGAAGGUAAAGAUGAACAAGUUUUGCUGUUUGUCAAAAUGGCACCUGGACAAGUUCUCGAUCAAAACCUUCAACAAAAAAUCAAGGCCAAGCUGAGGUCGGAUAUGUCGCCGAGACAUGUGCCGAAUUUGAUUUUACCUGUGGAUGAUAUUCCGGUGAGAUUUUUAGAGCUUCUAGAAACCUUGGAUUUUCAAAUAAUGUUUUGAGCCUCUCAGAAAUAUCUAAUCAAAAACAAUCUUUCAGUACACAUCAAGUGGCAAAAAAGUCGAAGUCGCCGUCAAACAAAUCAUCAGUGGAAAUCCAGUCAAACAAGCCUCAUCGAUUCGAAAUCCAACAUCGCUGGAACAAUUCAAACAGUAUAAAUUAUAA